Molecule: messenger RNA, 485 nt
Organism: Xenia sp. Carnegie-2017
Lineage: Eukaryota; Metazoa; Cnidaria; Anthozoa; Malacalcyonacea; Xeniidae
Product: phosphatidylinositol 4,5-bisphosphate 3-kinase catalytic subunit delta isoform-like
Exons: 1
Coding region: 9-485 (158 amino acids)
Biological process (GO): phosphatidylinositol-3-phosphate biosynthetic process; phosphatidylinositol-mediated signaling; cell migration
Cellular component (GO): plasma membrane; phosphatidylinositol 3-kinase complex; cytoplasm
Molecular function (GO): 1-phosphatidylinositol-3-kinase activity; 1-phosphatidylinositol-4-phosphate 3-kinase activity
Source: RefSeq, a predicted model, not a curated record
AUUUAGAGAUGACUCCUUAUGCUGUAUUGCCAACUGGCGAUAAGAUUGCUGUUAAAGAAGUUGUAACUGAUGCAACAACGUUAUCAAAUAUUCAAAGAUCAGAGGGUGGUGUUGUGCGAGGUGCAUUCAAGAAAGAAGUCUUAUUUGAUUGGUUGAAAAGGCAUAAUAAAUCCCCUGAUAUGCUUUGCGGUGCAGUUGAGUCAUUUACUAUGUCUUGUGCUGGUUACUGUGUUGCAACAUAUGUCUUGGGCGUUGGUGAUAGGCAUAGCGAUAACAUUAUGGUUAUAAGAACUGGCCAACUUGUUCAUAUUGAUUUUGGAUAUUUUCUGGGAAAUUUCGAAGUAAAGUUUGGUGUAAACAGAGAACGUGUACCAUUUAUUAUUUCACGAGAUUUUGUUUACGUUAUAACAAACGGCAAAAAACAGAUGCUGACAAAUGCCAAGAGUUUUUACGAUUCAGAGAAAUAUGUGAGAAAGCCUAUUUAA